AUGCCAUUCGUCCAAGACGACAACAUGUCGCUUCCCUACCCACCGCGGUUUGCCUACUACGACGGCAAGCUCCAGUCCGCGACCUCGACCUCCUCCUUCCAGACUCUUGAUCCCGCCACCGCAAAGCCCCUAGCAAACAUCCACACCACCUCUCCAUCCGCCAUAGACGCCGCAGUCGCAUCUGCACAAAAAGCGUUCCCCGCAUGGUCCGCGACACCACACAUCGAGCGCGCACGUAUCCUCCAGAAGGCUGCCGCCAUCCUCCGCUCGCGGAACGACGAGCUAGCUAAGGUAGAAACACAUGACACGGGCAAGGCCUUCUCUGAGACGUCGACGGUAGAUGUCGUGACUGGAGGCGAUGUGCUCGAAUACUAUGCGAACAUGGUCGGAGGCGGCGGAUUGAACGGCGAGACGAUACAAUUGCGCCCGAAUGCGUGGGUAUACACUACCAAGAACGCGCUCGGAGUAUGUGCAGGCAUAGGCGCGUGGAACUAUCCCAUUCAGAUUGCUUUGUGGAAGUCUGCGCCCUGCCUUGCCGCCGGCAACACCAUGGUGUACAAGCCGUCUGAAUUCACGCCGCUUCAUUCCACACUGCUGGCGGAAAUAUAUGCUGAGGCCGGCGUUCCUCCUGGUGUGUUCAAUGUCGUGCAAGGAGGAGGCGACGUAGGCGCAUAUCUCACAAAACACCCGGUCAUUGCCAAGGUCAGCUUCACAGGUCAGGUUUCGACAGGACAAAAGGUCGCGGGGAGUGCCGCGGGCGGCAUGAAGUACGUGACCAUGGAGCUCGGCGGCAAAUCCGCCUGCAUCAUCCUCCCCGAUGCCGAUAUCGACCAAGCAGUUGACGGCGCCAUGAUGGCCAACUUCUUUUCGACCGGCCAAGUUUGCACCAACGGAACCAGAGUCUUCGUCCCGCAGUCAAUAAAGUCUGUCUUCGAGAAGAAAUUGCUCGACAAGAUGAAGCACAUCCGGGCUGGCGAUGUGUCGGAUCCGAAAACCAACUUUGGCCCAUUGGUCAGCAAACCGCAUUACGAAAAGGUCCUCUCGUACAUCAAGCACGGCAUUGAAGUGGACAAGGCGAAGCUGCUCUGUGGAGGGCCGGAGAAGCCCACAUGGCUCUCGUCUCACAAGCAAAAGGACUACCAAAACGGCUACUGGGUCGCUCCUACCAUAUUUACCGACUGCAACGACAAGAUGCGCAUUGUACAAGAAGAGAUCUUCGGUCCCGUCAUGUCUCUGCUUCCCUAUCCUGACAACGACAUAGCUUCGCUGAUCGCACGCGCAAACAACACGAACGUUGGCCUCGCCGCGGGCGUCUUUACGAGAGACGUGAACCUUGCGCACCAGGUCAUUGGGCAACUGGAGGCCGGCAUCACAUGGGUAAACACCUGGGGUGAAAGCCCUGCGGAGAUGAGUGUGGGAGGGUGGAAGCUGAGCGGAGUUGGCGUGGAGAAUGGAAGGAAGGGCCUUGAGGCGUGGGUGAAGAACAAGAGCACGCUCGUAGAUAUGGGCGGUGAGGUGCCUACUGUGUUCGCGAAAUUGUAG
Molecule: messenger RNA, 1542 nt
Organism: Didymosphaeria variabile
Lineage: Eukaryota; Fungi; Ascomycota; Dothideomycetes; Pleosporales; Didymosphaeriaceae
Exons: 1
Coding region: 1-1542 (513 amino acids)
Molecular function (GO): aldehyde dehydrogenase (NAD+) activity
Source: RefSeq, a predicted model, not a curated record